AUGCGACAUUUCGUCUUCCUGGCGGUAUUCGUGGCGGCCUUUGUCACCCUCGGUGGCAGCUUCACUGGCGCUGCAACUGUCGCUACGACAAGUGAAGAGGACGCGAAGGACACGGCGGUCGACUCUACCAAGAUCGCCGAGAAACGUGCCGUGAGCGGUGCACAAGGAGAACAGGUAGACAAGAAAGGUGCCGGAGAAGAACGAGGUAAUAAUCCGUUCGCAGGCCUUUUCUCGAGGUUUCGAGGAAAAGCGCACGUGGAGGGGACGCCGUCCGUUGCGAAGUCAGUUGCUCAAUCGGAGCUUAAACCGCAGGUCGCGAAUGUCGCGCAGCAAGUUGGGAAACAACCAAGGUCGAUUUGGGGUAAAAUUUUUAUCGCCCUGAAGCUUAUAGCCGGCGUUGGGUUCGCCGCGUCCGUCUAUGCUGCCGUCUACGGUUUGGGUGGGAUGAUAAUGGACCACUUCUGA
Peronospora matthiolae is the source of this 465-nucleotide messenger RNA. The record is from the annotation of a GenBank genome assembly. Lineage: Eukaryota; Oomycota; Peronosporomycetes; Peronosporales; Peronosporaceae.